Messenger RNA from Colossoma macropomum (tambaqui), 3513 nucleotides. Its product is annotated as NK-tumor recognition protein-like. Lineage: Eukaryota; Metazoa; Chordata; Actinopteri; Characiformes; Serrasalmidae. Gene Ontology annotation, cellular component: nucleus. Gene Ontology annotation, biological process: protein peptidyl-prolyl isomerization; protein folding. Gene Ontology annotation, molecular function: peptidyl-prolyl cis-trans isomerase activity. The record is from RefSeq and is a predicted model, not a curated record.
CCGUUGCUGCUGUGGUGGCCUUCACUCGUUCAGUUCAACACGAAAGUCCUGCUGGUCAUGUCGAGGUUAGCCACCCAGUAGCCUGUAGGCAGCCUCCACCGUUCAGAAUGGGGGUGAAAGAUCACCCUCAGUGCUACUUUGAUGUGGAAAUCAACAGGGAGCCAGUUGGACGCAUUGUCUUUCAGCUGUUCUCUGACGUUUGUCCAAAGACAAGCAAAAAUUUCCUCUGCUUAUGUACUGGUGAAAAGGACACUGGAAAAACUACAGGGAAAAAAUUGUGUUACAAAGGCUCUACAUUCCAUCGAGUAGUUAAGAACUUCAUGAUCCAAGGGGGAGAUUUCACCGAAGGCAACGGAAGAGGAGGAGAGUCCAUAUACGGAGGCUACUUUGAAGAUGAGAACUUUAUUCUCAAACAUGACAGAGCAUUCCUCUUGUCCAUGGCCAACCGCGGCAAAGACACCAACGGUUCCCAGUUUUUCAUAACUACCAAACCAGCACCACAUCUUGAUGGAGUUCACGUGGUCUUCGGGCUGGUCAUCUCUGGUUUUGAAGUAAUAAAAAGAAUCGAGGGCCUGAAGACUGACUCUGCCAGCAGACCCUACGCUGAUGUCAGAGUGAUCGACUGUGGACAGCUGAUUACAAAAUCUGCUAAUGAUGUACUGGAACGCAAGAAGAGGGAAGGUUUUCAUUCUGAGGAUGACUCGCCGAGUUCUUCAGAGUCACACUACUCCUCAUUUGAGUCUGGAGAAGAAUCUGAUGAAAAGUAUACGCGCCGAAAGAAGAAAACCAGCUCCAAGAGCAAACACUCAAAGAGGAGAAGGAAAGAUGUAGAGAAGAAUGAGAAACGGCAUGAAAAAAGGACAGUUCAAAAAUGCCCUGCUGAGCGAGAGAUGGCAGAGGAAGAGGAUGGAGAGAAGGAGCAGAAUGUGAAGAGAGAGAAACCUGUGGUUCGACCAGAGGAGAUCCCGCCUGUGCCAGAGAACCGCUUCCUGCUCCGUCGAGACAUGCCAGUCCAGGAAGAGACAGCUGACCUGACUGAACAGGAGAAAGCAACAGCCCCCAGUGACCCCAAGCCAGCUGUCACAAAAUCAGGGCGGAAGCUCAAAGGCCGUGGGACCAUGAGAUACCAUACCCCUCCUCGGUCAAAGUCCCGGUCUGAGUCUGAGGAAGAAAGAGGGAGCAGUGAGACUCCUCCACACUGGAAAGAGGAGAUGCAGAGAACAAAGACUUACCAGCCUCCCAGUGUAGAGAAAUGGAGCAAAGGAGAAAAAUGGGAUGAUAGAAGUGACACCCCAUGGUCGCGGUCAAGGUCCCGAGAGCGUUCUUCAGGUCAGAGCUCAGACCAUUCUAUCCAACACCACCGACACAGGAAGGAAAAGAAAAAAGCCAAACGAAAGAAGAAGGCAAAGAAACGGAAACAUUCAAAGAAACAUAAAAAGAACAAAUUUAAAGAGGCUUCACUUUCAGAGGGAGAGAGGUCUAUGUCGUCUAGUAGGAGGUCAAGACUCUCCAGCCAUUCUGAGAGGAGAUCUUAUUCACGCUCUCGCUCUCCAUCCACUUCACGCCACUCACGUAGAACUUAUAGAUCAGGGUCAAACAGGAGGCACUCCUCAUCACGUUCAUCUAGAGAUACCCGGUCUUAUUCUGGUUCGAGAGGCAGGUCCUAUUCCAGAAGUUGCUCAAGGUCUGAGAGUAGGUUUAGAUCCUCCUCAAGGUCCAGGUCUAGGAGUCGAUCUGGACGGUCUAUUACAAGAUCCAGGUCACAUUCUCGCUCUAGGUCUGGGUAUAGGACAAGAUCCAGGAGCAGAUCUAGGUCCAGGUACAGGACUCCAUCCCCACAUUACAGGAGAAAAUCAAGAUCCCCUAAACGAGCAAAGCUGAAUGAAGGCAGUACACAGAAAAUUAACAAAACUUUACCCACCACUGCUCAAACUGUAGAAUCCAAAGCACCUCCAGCAUCUUCUUCUGAGGGGGCCCCUGUGCUGCCUUUGAGUGACAGCCCGCCACCAUCUCGAUGGAAACCAGGACAGAAGCCCUGGAAACCCUCUUAUGUCCGGAUCCAAGAGAUCAAGGCAAAGACAGACUCCACUUCUCAUCAUCUUGAAAGCAGAACACCAGGUGUGGAUCUUGAGAGGGAACCUCUGUCCACCUUUCAGAGUCAGAUGGAGGAUCCCAAUAGUGCGAGGCAACAUGGUGCUAACAGCAAGCAACCUGAUGAUCUCCUACAAAGAGGAUCAUCCAGAAGUCAAUCAUCUAGUCGAUCGAGAAGCAGGAGUCACUCAAGAUAUCAGUCCAUGUCACCUGGCCAGUACAACCACAGGUCUUCCUCUUCUUCCUCCUCUUCCAGCAGGUCAGACUCUCAUAAUUCAUAUAGGAAAAGGUCUUCGGAGAAGAGGGGGAAACGUCAUCAUAGAUCUCUUAGAAAGAGCCGAAAGAGAGCCAAGAAUGUAGUACAUAGCCAUGCCAAAAAAGAUGCAUCUCCCCCUCACUCAUAUGACGAAACUGACGCUAUGCACAGUCCCAUCAACCAGCACAAUAGUUCUGAGGUACAGGAAAAUGCACUAGAUCCAGUGUCAGAUUUUGCCUGUAAGACAGAUCGAGCAAAGAAUCUCAAUGUAAACAAAACCUCACAUAUUGUUCUUAAAAAGAGUAAAACUGGAUCCGGAUGGGAAAGUGAUGGGGAUAAUUUGAGCAAACUGAGCUCUGUUGAUGUGCAUAAUGCGACUCAAAUUUGUUCUAAAAAGGAAGUUGGACUUUCUGAAACGCAAAAGAAGGAGAUUUUGGCACGCUGUUGGGAGUCUGAAAGUGAGUCUGAAAUGCCAGAAUCAAAGACUAUGGUCAGUGAAACUAAACAUGUGUCAGACAAGGAAGAGGGGGAAGCAAGUUCAGAAUCUGAAACUGAAGCACCUGCAGGGCCGUGCAACAAACCAAACCAAGUCUCCAGGGUAUCAGAAGAAUUAAAAAGCAGCGAGGAACAUUCUGAUGAGUAUACAAAGGCAGAAAAGCACAAGAGCAAGAAGGCCAAGCGGAAGCACAAGCACAAGAGGAGAAACUCUGACAGGUCUGGCUCUCAUCGAUUGAAGACCAAAACCAAAAAGUCCAAGAAGAAGCACCAAAAGCCAAAGGAGACAUUUCACUGGCAGCCUCCUCUAGAGUUUGGUGAUGAAGGGGAGGAGGAUGAUUCACUUGCUCAGGUGAAGCAUAUAGACCUUAGACAGGAAGGUACUGUCAAGGAAGAACCCACAAGAUCAGUAAAGGUUACGCAGAUGAAAUCUCAAGAUUUUAAAAACAAGGAUCAUGAGAAUGUGAGCGAGGAUUCAUCUAAAGAACAGUGCUUAGCUGUGGAAGCCUCUUAUUCUAUGAACAUGCCUAAAAGCCAGCAACUGAGGCUAAAUAUUCAGGUAGCGAAAAAAAACAGCACAAGAUCCGCAGAUCAAUUCAAGUCACUCAAAUGCUAAAGCACAACAUGCCCAAGACCGACAGAAAGAUCAUGAUGAUACAGAGGCGCGUACC